AUGUCAUUAAUAAUUAAUACGUUAUUAUUAUGUACAAUUUUAUCUGAUAUUAAUAUAAAUUUUAUAGCUGAAACUGAACGCAAGAGAAAAGUUAAAGAAGCUCAUUUACAAGCACCAAUUCCUGAUAAAUCAUCAUCAACAUCUUCAAAUGUAAUUCUUACUGAAAGAAGAGCUGAUGUUCAAUUAGUAACUUCACAAAUACAAGAGGAUUCAAGAAAUUCUGACCUCACAGGAUUUGGAGAUAUAACCGAUUUCUUUGAUCGUGUGGAGUUCCAGAAUAGGGGAGCUGCAUAUACUGCUACAGCUGCUAUUGGACCAUCAACUCCAUCAAAAUAA
Molecule: messenger RNA, 336 nt
Organism: Rhizophagus irregularis DAOM 181602=DAOM 197198
Lineage: Eukaryota; Fungi; Glomeromycota; Glomeromycetes; Glomerales; Glomeraceae
Source: RefSeq, a predicted model, not a curated record